CGUCCAUUGCUGUCUUUGUCACGUGAGAUUUCGACGCAACAACAUGGCUCCUAUCAUCAGAGUGUUGGGACAAAACAUCUUCGGGUAGCUACUGCUGUGCUGCAGAUGUCUCUUGUAAAUAAUGCGUUCUUCGCCACCAGAACAAGACUGGAAUUACUGUGCAUGACAAAGGACAAAUUAUUGACUGUUCGAGAGGGAAAUUAUGGGACUUGUUAUUAUAUGAUCAACUGUUAAGCAGGAGCUGGAGGAAUGGUGAACAAGCUGCCAAGCACACCCUAAUCCUUACGAAGUGUAAAAUGGCAUGAGCUUUACUCUCCAAGAGGAAAGCAGUGAUGUUUGAAGAAUAGGAUAAGUGUCUAUCCUGUUGAGCCACAAGACGACAACAUGGAGUGGCUGGCAGCGGCUGUGGACAGGGAUCUGGGAUUGGAUCAGCGCCAGCUGGGUCCAGGACCACGCCCUCAUGAACUGGUAGCCCUUGUUCCAAGUCGCUGGGUGAUGGGAUUAAGAGAGCGGAAAGUAACCCGGUGUGCACGCUUCGAUGCCAGUUGCGAGGCAGAAAUCCCCAUUCUCCUUCAACGUUCCCAGGUGAAGUUACCGUCAGGCUGGACCCGGGUGUGCAUCCAGGGGCUUAGGAAGAGUAAGUUGGGCUAUCGUUUGGCAACUGACCCUGGCUACUAUGGUGAGGGACUUUCCCAGGACUCCUUCAUGAAGGCGAUGUGUGGGGUAUCACACAGCAAUGUCAGAAACCUGUGGCGUGAGGCUCACCGCUCCUUUGUACAACCUUAUGCUGGCCUUGUGGAACACACACAAGUGCAGGCUGUUGAUGCAGUGCGACAUGCAUUGCAGAAGGUCUUUCGCGUCCCCUUCAUGUCAACUGACAGGGUCUCCCCAUCUCUGUCCCCUGGCAGGGAGAAGGAGAGGGAGAAUCUGUUCUUGUCAAGCUCUGCUGCCCCCAAACAGAACACUGACAGUCUCUGUCCAAAUGUGGUCCCUGCAGAAGGCUUGCUGGAGUCAGGAGAUGUGCUGUUUGUGAUCUUGCCUUACACUCAAUAUUCCCUUCACGACAUUGUAUCAUACAGCCCAGCCAAGCUUUCCAACAGCCACGCAAAAGUGUUGUUCAUUCUGUACCAGGUGCUCAUUGCUAUGCGGGCUUGUCAGGCCGCUGGACUAGCAUGCGGUGAGUUAUCUAUGAUGGACAUAGCAGUAGAUGAGCAGCUCUAUAGUCGCCUAAGGGUUUCAUUGGCACACUAUGAGGAGCUGGGCGAACACAGAGACGCUGCUGACUACAGUACAGGUAAACAAGUGCCAAGAAGUAUCGCAGUGAAAGACAACACAGUCGUCAGCAGCGGUGUCAGUGGACACCUAUGCGGGGAUUGUUUUGAUGAGCUCCAAUCUCUGGUCUUAGACUGGGUCCAUGGUCGCGUCAGCAACUUUCGGUAUCUGAUGGAAUUGAACAGACUGGCUGGAAGGCGGGAGGGGGAUCCAAACUAUCACCCAGUCUUGCCAUGGGUUGUUGACUUUACUGUGCCAUAUGGAAAAUUCCGUGACUUGCGGAGGUCUAAAUUCCGUCUUAACAAAGGUGACAAACAGCUGGAUUUUACUUAUGAAAUGACCAAAGAAGCCCUUGCAGCAGCAGCUAAUGGAGGAAGUGGAGGCAUUUUCUCUGGAGAUCUUGGUGUGUCAGUGGCAGCUGUUGGCACAGGGCAAUCCGAUCACCUUCAUGUGCCCCAUCACAUCUCUGAUGUGUUGUCAGACAUCACCUAUUAUGUGUACAAGGCGAGACAAACCCCCAAAUCUGUUCUGUGUAGCAAUGUGCGAUCCCAGUGGGAACCCAACGAAUAUCCAGCCAGCAUGGAGCGAAUCCACAGCUGGACCCCAGACGAGUGCAUCCCAGAGUUUUUCACAGACCCAACCAUAUUCCGCUCCAUCCACCCAGACAUGCCAGAUCUAGAGGUGCCUCCUUGGUGUAAUUCAUGUGAGGAGUUUGUGGAGGUUCACAGACGCCUCCUGGAGAGCCACGAUGUGUCUCAGCAGUUACACCACUGGAUUGACCUCACAUUUGGCUACAAGCUGUCGGGAAAAGAAGCGGUUAAAGCCAAGAAUGUAUGCCUGCACCUGGUGGAUAACCACACUAAUCUCUCCUGCUAUGGGGUGGUGCAGCUGUUUGCCCAGCCUCAUCCUCCCCGCCUUGCUCCGUAUCAGUAUUCCCCACCAGAGCCCCCUUAUCUUGGGCCUGCAACUGUUCCUUCAUGGCAAGUCCCAUCUGUUGCAUCCGUAGCAGAUGUUGUGGAUGGAUCAGUGCCAGAGACCACUGGCUGUGAGUCCAGUGCCUGGACAAUGGUUGACCGCGAUGAUGACCUUGAACAGGGAAUGGAAGCGCUGGACUCUUUAGGUGCACCGUCAGCCACUCCCUCGUCAACAACGUCCUCUGUUCCAGUUCCAUUAGUGAACCCUGCUGUUGGAAAGGCAAGUUUAGAGCACUCAGCGAUGGCAGUGUCUCCGUCACCAAGCUCCCUCCCAACUGAGAGCUCGGGAGGCAUCACAAAUGCUUUAGGAUCUGGCAUUCGAAGUGCCAUGAGAGGUGGCACUAACAAGAAGCAUGGUGAGAGUAGUCAAAGUGCCCAAAAUCCAGAGGAUUUUAAAAUCACUUUGCCGGAGGGAUUCAGCCCUCUGCAGCCCUUAGAGGAGUUGGAGAAGCUGAAUAACUUCCUUGUUAAGGGUCUGCAUGCACAGGUUUCAGACUUCGUUGGGUCCCACAAACAGAAGGAACAAAUGCAGACAGCACCAGUGUCACUCACAGACCUGUUUCAGAGGGAUAUGCAGGCCUUGGGGGUGCUCAUUGCAGAGAUUUUCUGUUCAUCCAAGCUGCGAGGGAUAAAGUCAGGCUCUCCCCUGAGACAGCGUUUCCAGGCUAUCGUGAAACUGUGCUCUGCCAGCUUCAGGGAUGUCCCAUUACCAUUGCAUCAUGCCCUGGAGAAUCUGCUGCAUAUUGAUAGGCACUCCUACUCAGACAAUUUGCACUCCUCUACGUACCCAUUACUGUUCAAAUAUGAUCCUGUUUACGAGGGCCUUCCGCCACCAAACCCCUGGCAGCUGCUCAGCCCUGCUCUCUCUCCGCUGCCUUUUCCAACAUAUUUCCCCUCCCUGCAUAAGUUCAUAUUCUCCUACCAUUCCAAGAUGGAAACUCCCAGUAGCGCUCAAGGUCGCGACAUUGUGUUCCACUUAUGGCAGCAGCUUGAGACAUUGCUGCAGGGGAACAUCACUGCGGAGGGCUUGGAGAUCCUUCUGCCCUUCGUGCUCACAUUAAUGAUGGAAGAGUCCACCGCAGUGUAUGCUGCUUGGUACCUCUUCGAGCCAAUUGCUAAGGUCCUGGGCCCACGCAAUGCUACUAAGUACCUUCUGAAGCCACUGAUUAGCGUGUAUGAGAAUCCUUGUUGUCUGCGCGGCCGUUUCUACCUCUACACUGACUGCUUUGUGCUACAGUUGAUUGUACGACUCGGACUGCAGGCCUUCCUGUCCAGCCUCCUGUCCCAUGUUCUGCAGGUCAUCACAGGCUUUGAGGGCUGCAGCAGAAACUCUGGCUCUACCUGGGGGGGAGGAAAAGCCCUUAGAGGUGGCGCUGGUCUGGGAGAGGAUGAGGAGGAGGAUUACGAGUGUGACAAUGGCACAACAUCCGCAGUUAGUGCAACAGGAAAGACCGUAGGUGGCAGUGGCGCCGUCAGUGGAGGGGUAGGUGACCCAGGACUGGUGGACUUCUCCUCAGGUAUAAGCCUAAAUGACCAGGUCUUCCUUUCUGAGGGUGAGGACUUCCAGAAUGGUUUCUAUGACAACAACGGAACUGCUGGGACUUCAGGGGAAGUUGGUCUCCCUGGGAAACAACUGAACAGUCAGAAUUCUGCAAGUAAAGACACAGACCAGGAAUCCCUCAGUGUAGGGAAACUGAGUGACAAGAGCAGUGCCAGUGAAGUUUCCAUUGGAGAUGGAGACUCAACCAGGGACCGUGCUAGUUUGAAAUCUGCUGACAGUAACCAGGACUUCAAGCAGGCUAGUGAUGGGGAGGAUGGUGGAGAACUAGAUGAUGAUGAGGACACUGUGGAUGGCACAGUGCAAAGAGUGCCCAGCCCGGGGCUUACAGUCUCUGGCAGUUUGGAAGAGUCCGGGGGCACGGUGGUGACACUGGAAGGAGAGUUCCUGAAUGGCAUGGAGCAAGGGGAGGCAGAGAAACAUCUGGUGGAAGAGGAGCCUGACUCUUCAGAAGACUCCACAGAAAAAGAGCACAAGAUCCUGCUUGAUACUGUAUGCAAGACAGUCAGAUGGCUUUCUGCAAAGCUUGGACCCACAGUUACCUCCAGAUAUGUGGCCAGAAACCUCCUGAGGUUGCUCACGACAUGCUACGUUGGACCCGAGAAGCACCAGUUUGUCCAACCUGUGUCAGAAGAAAGCAGCCUUGAGAGUGCUGGCAGUGUGUAUGAAAAGAAACCAGUGGUUGGGGACCAGACAGCUGGCCCAGUCUUAGACUGCCUCAUCUAUGUGGCCCACCUGUAUGGGGAACCUGUGCUGACAUACCAGUACCUGCCCUACAUUGGUUACCUGGUGUCCCCACCCCCCUCCUGUCGUCUCAACACCAGGAAAGAGGCGAGUCUGCUGGCGGCGGUGGUGCUCACCCAGAAGAUCAUCGUGUUUCUCUCAGACACCACUUUGAUGGACAUGCUGAUGAAGGUCAACCAGGAGGUCCUCUUACCACUGCUGGACCUCCUGACUUCUCCUCAGAUGGGCUUUCCCAGUGGGGUGCAGACACGCUCUGCUUUGUGUCUGAAGACCAUCAGUCUCAUGGCAUUGAUCUGUCUGCGCAUCGGCAGAGAGAUGGUACAGCAGCACAUGGCGACCACGCUCUGCAGAUUCUUUGAGGUUUUCUCCCUGCUGCAGAUUCUGCAAGCACAGGUGGAGACUGCCCCCCGCAGGGAGGUGGGGGAGUGUAUAUUUUUGGAUGCUCACAAUCAGCAUGGUGAGGAGGUCACCUGUGAGCUCCGGGUCCUGGAGGAGCUACAGGCUGUGUUCAAUCCUGAAAUGGCCUAUUCAUCCUAUAUUCCUUUCUACUGUCUUAUUGGUGAUCCAGGGAUUUGCAAACUGGUACCCAACCAUGAACUGGUUUGGCGUCUUGGGCAGUCGUACCAUGAUAAGAUCAGCCCAGGGAGCCCAGACCCUAACUCAUCCGCAUGUCCCAGACCUGAGCAGCCCUCCACCUCUGUUGGACUGUCCCCAGGCUUGGGCCGACGAGUUGGUCGCAGCCCCUUCCCUGCCCCUGCCUCCACCUCCACCCCACUAGGGGGAGACAUCCUCCCAGAGUCGGGCACCUUCGGCAGCCACCUGGUGGGUAACCGGAUCCAGGUCUCCCGGGGCUCUGAGACGGGUGCGAGCCCAAACUUGGCCUGCGUGGACAACUGGGGCCGUGCACAUCCUGCUCACAUUCCUCCAGUCACCACCUCCGCGUUGAGCGCGUCCUCCACUGUCCCAUCCUUCUCCGUCUCGUCCUCCUGGGUGCUGGCCUCCACGGCAGAGGACAGCGCUCUCAAGCAGAACCUGCCCGUGAGCACGCGAGCCCUCCAGGGCAACUGGCUAGCCUACUGGCAGUACGAGAUCGGGCUCAACCAGCAGGACCACUUCCACUUCCACCAGAUCCGACUGCAGAGCUUCCUGGGCCACUCGAGCACGGCCAAGUGUCUGGCUCCGCUGGCAGGGGAGGACUACUUCCUGUCGGGCAGCAAGGACAAGACGGUGAAGCUGUGGCCAUUGUAUAACUAUGGCGACGGCACCAGGGAGAUGGAGCCCCGGCUCACCUACGUGGAACACCGGAAGUCUGUGUUCUACGUGGGCCAGCUGGAGGCUCUGCAGGAGGUGGUGAGCUGCGACGGCACUGUGCACCUGUGGGACCAGUUCACAGGCAAGCAGAUCCGCUCCUAUGAGGCUCUGGAUGGAAAGAACCCCAUUACAGCCGUGACGGCCAUGCCGGCCCCUCAUUGCAGCGUGGUGUUCGGCAGUGCUGACUCGGUCCUCCGUUUCAUCGACCCUCGCCAACCAGGCCUCCAGCACGAGUUCCGGCUGGCCUACAACAACAUGAGCGCGGGGCUGAUCCGCAGCCUGGCCGUGAGCCCCGGGGGACGCACCGUGGCGGCCGGCUUCUCCUCUGGCUUCAUCGUGCUGCUGGACGCGCGCACUGGCCUGGUGCUGCGAGGCUGGCCUGCCCAUGAGGGAGAUAUCCUGCAAAUGAAGGCUGCAGAGGGAAACCUGGUCAUUAGCUCCUCCUCUGACCACACCCUGACUGUGUGGAAGGACCUGGAGCACAAGCCUCUCCACCAGUACCGCGCUCCCUCAGACCCCAUUCACACCUUCGACAUGUAUGGUGCCCAGAUCAUCACCGGCAACGUGGCCAACAAGAUCGGCAUCUACUCCAUGAUGGACAUCUCGGCCAGCCCUGCCAGCCUGACCAAGCUCAGCUCCGAGAAUUUCCGCGGGACCCUCACCAGCCUGGCUGUGCUGCCCACAAAGAGGCUGCUUCUGCUGGGCUCAGAGAACGGCGCCAUCCGGUUACUGGCUUGAAAGCCAAAGCCCUCAGAAGCAGCAGCAGCAGCAGCCUUGGGCAGUGGUUCAUGAGUGUCCCUCUCCCUAAAGCCUGUCUCCUGUGCCAGCUGUAGCUCCACCUCGGUUAGGAAUGAGACUUGGUCUCUGGAUGAGACCAGAGGAAAUCUCAACUUUCAUUGUUUUGGCUAAACCAUGGAGGGCAACGUUACACUUUGAGCCUUUCAAGCCUCAUACAACAAGGACCUCACUUAGUAUCCUUAGUAUCAAAGCACUGUCGGUGACCAAAAUAGCAUUUGUAAGAGAAAACCCACAAUCAAAGAAAGCUCCACUAGUGAGAACAUGUAAUGAGUCAAAUAGUUUUAUGAUUUCUAUUUUUAAGGUUUAUCUUUAGAAAUCAUGACUGCAGUUACUAAGGUAUAUGAAAGUCCUAUCACUGACUGGGUUGAAUCAUCUUUAUCAGAAUAGAUCGCAAGAACUGCUCAGGAAAGAGGAGCCGAGCUGAGGUGGUAAAUGGUAGUGUCUACACUCUCCAGUCAGUCUGAGAACACCAAAAAACAAAAUCAGAGAAAUGGAAAACAAACACAAGAAAGACACUGUGAGAUUCAUGGACUUCAUGUCUCCUGGUAAUGUUACAGAAGCUCCAUAUGCACUCAACAGCUAUGCAGUAUUCACACAUAAAUAUUUUUAUUUUUCCAUUUACCAGACACUCGUCUUUUAUUUCAUUUCUAUGAAUCCUUGUGCAAUUUAGUGACCUUUUCAGUGGUGUUCAUUGGAAGGGGGGCCCACUGUGUCUUAUUCAGUCACGGCGAGAGACUUCGAGCGCUGGUGCCAAGGCCACAUGGACAGCAGCAGCUGACUCUACUACACCACGAGGGGUCCAGCUUUAUAGCUCUGAUGCUACAUGCUAAAGCCUGUUCCAUGCAGCAGAUAUGCGUUGAAUCACUGGGGUUUAGAACUGCACUCACUGAUAAGGCUAGAUGGUGUGAUGAAUCCAGAUUUCAAUGUUUUUUUAAAUAUGAUGUUUAACCUAAUCAGUUCAGAGUUUCUGAUUUGCAUUGACACAACUUUAGGAUCUAACCCCUUGCUUAACUGCUACUAAAACACACAUUUUUUUAAUAUUCUGCCAGCUGUUGACAAAUAUUUCAUCAGCACUAACUGAUGCAAUCAAAUGUACUAAUGUAGUAAACUUUGUUUACAUGUUUUGUAGGCCCUCUAAAUAAUAGCAUCAUGUUGGAAAUAUGCAGUUCAUAUCAAUCCCCCGACUCCUAUAAAACAGUUCUGUUAACAAUCGUCUAAUAUAUUUGCAAAGUAGGACAGCGUUUGUGUUGACGUGUGAGACACAACCACCAGUCCCCCAACCACACUCUCAAUACCCCCUAAGAUGACUGAAGUACUGUUUGUAUCCACUAAAGAACUGUUACUGCAAGGCUAGAAAAGAUGUUGAAGGUCUGAGUAGAAUCAUGCCUAACAGUUCAUGUAAAAGUCUGCACUGAAACAAACACAUGUACUUAAAAACAAACAACUUGUGUGUCUGUUAAUUACAUAAAUUGAAGAGAAAAUGCACCCUUUAUAAUGUCAUAGACCUGAGAAUAUAUUUUGAAUUUUUAAUGUUGCCCUACACCUCUUUGUAUAUCUUAAAGCAUAUUUAGUGGUGGUUCACCAAUAGAAGUAUUUGUAAUUCACACAUCAGAACCUCUCUGGUCACACAUGUCAGCCUUAAAGCCCAGAAUUAUGGAAGUACAUAGGAGUCAUUGUUUUCAUGUUCAUUCAAGCUUUUACAUUUUAACCUGUGAUUUUUCUAUCUACCAAUAUCAAAAGAAAAUAAACUGAAAUGACAGUUGAAUAAUCAUUUAAUCAGAAGAAAAUUAUGUUUUUACAUGUCAAGCUGUUUUUGAGCACUCAAAAGAUCAAAACAAGCAAAUUCUUAUUUUAUUUAUUAACAGGUUUAAUAAAGUAUUACCUCUUCAAUUA
Messenger RNA from Clupea harengus (Atlantic herring), 8550 nucleotides. RefSeq names its product WD repeat domain 81 (gene wdr81). NCBI's taxonomy places the organism in Eukaryota, Metazoa, Chordata, Actinopteri, Clupeiformes, Clupeidae. Gene Ontology annotation, molecular function: protein binding; phosphatidylinositol 3-kinase regulator activity. The record is from RefSeq and is a predicted model, not a curated record. Gene Ontology annotation, cellular component: mitochondrion. Gene Ontology annotation, biological process: aggrephagy.